AUGAGAGACGUUAUUAGCGCCAGGGACGCAGUUGGUAAGGAGGCGCAAUUCUUGUCGGCGGAGCCCCUCGAAAACCCUUUGAUGGGCAACUUGGAUCUCGGCUCGUGCUCCAAGUACGCGAGCUCCAAGAUUGUCCCAGUCACUAGCGACGAGUCAAACGCGAAGCAGUUGGAACUCCUCGAAUAA
This is a messenger RNA of Parascedosporium putredinis, 186 nucleotides long. Lineage: Eukaryota; Fungi; Ascomycota; Sordariomycetes; Microascales; Microascaceae. The record is from the annotation of a GenBank genome assembly.